Molecule: messenger RNA, 2223 nt
Organism: Letharia columbiana
Lineage: Eukaryota; Fungi; Ascomycota; Lecanoromycetes; Lecanorales; Parmeliaceae
Exons: 3
Coding region: 1-2223 (740 amino acids)
Cellular component (GO): cytoplasm
Molecular function (GO): calcium-dependent phospholipid binding; calcium ion binding
Source: RefSeq, a predicted model, not a curated record
AUGUCUCUCCGAGUCGACGAUGGCCGUUCCAGAGGUCGUUCCAAAUCCCCAGGCCGCAAGGAUGAACGAUCGAGAUCGCGAGACGUGAGAGCCCCGUCACCAGUGGUAGUCGUCCAGACAAAAAAGUCCUCGAAAAAGUAUUAUAGCGGCGAAAGCGAUUCAGACACUCGGUCGAGGAAGAAGAGCUCCAAGAAGCACUACGACGACGACUUUUCGGAAAGCGAUUCAGACCCAAGGUCAAAGAAGAAGUCCUCCAAGAAGCACUACGAGGACUCCUCGGAAAGCGAUUCAGACCCAAGGUCGAAGAAGAAGUCCUCCAAGAAGCGCUAUGAUAGCGAUGACGGUGACUCGGACCCAAGAUCCAAGAGGAAGUCUUCGAGGAAACAUCACGACGAGAGUGAGUCGGACACCAAGAGCAAGAAGAAGUCCUCGAAGAAAUACUACAGUGACAGCGACUCCGACAGCAAGUCUAAGAAAAGAUCCUCCAAGAAACACUAUGAUAAGAGUGAACCUAGCUCAAGCUCGAGCGAAGACGACAGGAAGAGCAAACAUAAGAGUUCCAAACAAGUUGCUUUGACUCGCAAAGGCGAAUACAUUGAGACCUCGACAUCAAAAUACGAGCGAGAACGCCAUAGCAGCUACGCAUCGCCGGAGCGUCAUGAAAGACCGGCAGAACCUAAGCGACAUAUGAGCACCAGCAGCGUUGAGGGCGGAGAGAAGUAUCGCCAGCUGUCGAUGCCUGGAGGAUUCAGUGGAGGUCAUUCCCCCCACCCGCAGUAUGCCCAGCCUCAAGUUAUAUCUCGACCCGAAGGUCAAAGAACGCACUCUGGCUCCAUCAGCUCGCGUGGACCAGAGUAUGCCCAGUACCAAUACGCAGAUCUAAGUGCUUAUGCGACCAACGGCAGAAAACCUUCCUACCCAAUGAGCGCCCAGCCUCAAGAGGUCAAUCCCUAUCAUGGUUCGCAUGCUCCGCUAUCUCCGCCAACGCUGCACCGCCUAUCGGUCUCAGGAGGAGCUGCUGGAGGGUUGUCUCUUGCAGCACCGGGUCAGCAUUCCGGUCAUAUGCAAGGUGGCUUACCACCUGGCAGUCCGCUCCUCGAAUCCUACCGUGGUACAUACCAAUCAAUAUCGCCAAUGCCUUCUCCAUUGAUGCUGCCAUCAACUAUGGAUGAAGGUCUCUCGGACUUGGAACAACUUUCAUCCGGAGACUCUGACCACUCGGGAGGCCAUCUUUCCAAGAAGUCGACACUCCGAAGAAAGACCGUUUCUUUCUACCACCCUGAACCCGACGCUCUUGCACUCGCGGCAGCUCUGAAACACUCGACACCUGAGGCCAAACCUAUCAUCAAGAUCCUCCCUCACCUCUCGGAUGAUCACGUUCUGAUGUUGAGGACAGAAUACAAAAAGCACAUGAAAGCGCAAGGCAAAGGCGUUAAUAUCGCUAAGCACAUCAAAAUGAAACUCACCGGCAAUCUUGGAAAGGUUGCUUACGCAACGGCUCUCGGACGAUGGGAGAGCGAGGCGCACUGGGCAAAUUUUUGGUAUCAAUCCAACACCUCACGGCGAGAACUCCUGAUUGAGAGUCUUAUGGGCCGUACGAAUAGCGAAAUAAUGAAGAUCAAAGAUGCAUUCAGCGAUCAGCGGUACAAUAACAGUCUGGAAAAAUGCAUGCAGACCGAACUGAAGAAGGACAAGUUCCGAUAUGCUGUUCUACUUGCUUUAGAAGAGAAGCGCAUGUCGGAGAGCGACAAGCUUUCCAUCGAACUCGUACGCAGAGAUGCGCAGGACCUCUACCGUGCCUUGACCGCUAAGGAGGGUGGAGAGACAGCGAUGAUCAACAUCAUCGUCGUCAGAAGCGACAAACACCUUGCCGAGGUCUUGCGCGUCUUUGAGAGCCAGUAUCGAAAGAACUUUGCGAGAGAGAUGAUCCAGAAAUCUCGCAACUUAGUCGGUGAAACCCUCGCGCAUAUCCUCAACGGCGUUCUGAAUAAAUCUGUUCGUGAUGCCCUCCUCUUGCACCAAGCGUUGGCGGAAACGUCGAAAGACCGUGUUGAGCUACUAGUAAGCCGACUGGUGCGGUUCCACUGGGAGUCACGGCAUUUUGAGAGAGUCAAAGUGGCUUACAAGCAGAAAUACGGCAAACGGCUGGAGUCUGCCAUUGAAGAGGGAAGCAAGGGAGAUUUUAGGGACUUCUGUGUUGCGCUUUGUAAGGUCGAGUCUUGA